AUGUCGGCAGCAGGUCUCUUCCUCUGCCUCGUCUCCGCUCUCGCCUUGCCCACCUUCUCUUCCUCCUCGCAGUCGCUGGCCAGCGCCACCAGCGACCAGCGGGACGCCGACAGGGUGGUGGGCCUCCCCGGGCAGCCGGAGAGCCCGAGCGUCUCCGGCUACGUCACGGUGAACGAGCGCAACGGGAGGGCGCUCUUCUACUGGUUCUUCGAGGCGCAGACCACGCCGGAGGAGAAGCCGCUCCUCCUCUGGCUCAAUGGAGGACCUGGUUGCUCCUCAAUUGGCUAUGGAGCUGCAUCUGAGCUAGGGCCUCUCAGAGUUGUCAGACGAGGAGCAGCGCUGGAGUUCAACGAAUAUGCCUGGCACAAAGAGGCUAACCUGCUGUUCUUGGAGUCUCCUGUUGGAGUUGGCUUCUCCUACACCAACACGUCCUCUGACCUUGACAAACUCAAUGAUGACUUUGUAGGUCACUAUGUGCCACAAUUGGCUGAACUUGUUUAUGAUAGGAACACGGACAAGAAGGGCAAAGCAUAUACCAACCUCAAGGGGUUCAUUGUGAGGAUUUGA
Miscanthus lutarioriparius is the source of this 567-nucleotide messenger RNA. Lineage: Eukaryota; Viridiplantae; Streptophyta; Magnoliopsida; Poales; Poaceae. The record is from the annotation of a GenBank genome assembly.